This is a messenger RNA of Argiope bruennichi, 3605 nucleotides long. It is a transcript of the gene Galphao, whose product is annotated as guanine nucleotide-binding protein G(o) subunit alpha. Bases 678 to 1742 code for a protein of 354 amino acids. The transcript is spliced from 8 exons. Gene Ontology annotation, molecular function: GTP binding; GTPase activity; G protein-coupled receptor binding. Gene Ontology annotation, cellular component: heterotrimeric G-protein complex. Gene Ontology annotation, biological process: adenylate cyclase-modulating G protein-coupled receptor signaling pathway. Lineage: Eukaryota; Metazoa; Arthropoda; Arachnida; Araneae; Araneidae. The record is from RefSeq and is a predicted model, not a curated record.
UAUCAUACCGGAGGGAACGCGCCCGGGCGAUAGAGUGAAAGGGCGAAACCAGUACAGGUAGAAAAUCCUGAGAGUAGAAAAAAAUAAUAAUAAAGAAGAGCGGAGAAGUGGAAACCGGUGCGAACCGAAAACAGGGUUGACUCCGACCGAACCCAGCACUGCCAUACGACUUACACGUCGGCCUUCAUAAUUUCUCGUGCGGCGAACGAUCGUUCUCCGAGCAGCAGCAGCAGAUUGUGAAGAUCUGCUCACCCCCUUUUGUGGAUUUUUACCGCCUUCCCGGUCAGGGAGGAGUAGCAACCGAAUCUCCACCUAGGGUGGAAGAAAAAAACACCACCAACUUUUCCAGCGAGCGGUAAAAGCUCAAACUCUACGGUUCCUCGAGUUUCCCAUGAGGGCCCAAGGACCUACAAGUAGGGUGGUUGAUUGAAAUCCCCUGGAAAGAAGCCUGCAAUGGUCUUUCGUCGCCGUCAUCUGGACUUCUCGGCCAUCAUCAUCACCACUCUCAUCAGCUGUUGAAAAGUCAGAAAGGGUGCUCGUGCCGCCGGUUCGUUUUUUUGGUUCGCUCUCCAGUGGGUGUGUGGACGCCCUCCUCCCUGUGUUGCGAUCUGUGUUGAUUCGGCGGCCAUCAGCUACGGGUACUUUGAAGGUCGAGGAGCGCACCCUUUUUUUCGGCCAUGGGAUGUGCAAUGAGCGCCGAGGAAAGGGCUGCUUUGGCUAGGAGUAAGCAGAUUGAGAAAAAUCUCAAAGAGGAUGGGAUACAGGCGGCAAAGGAUAUCAAACUGCUCCUGUUGGGAGCUGGUGAAUCUGGAAAAAGUACCAUUGUUAAACAAAUGAAAAUUAUCCACGACAGUGGAUUUACGCAAGAAGAUUUUAAGCAGUACAAGCCCGUUGUUUAUAGUAAUACAAUACAGUCUAUGGUAGCCAUUUUACGAGCGAUGCCGAAUUUAGGCAUUGGAUUUGGAAACAAUGAGAGAGAGGCGGAUGCCAAGAUGGUGUUCGAUGUGGUGUCACGGAUGGAGGACACGGAACCAUUCUCGGAAGAGCUCACCAUGGCUAUGAAGAGACUCUGGGCGGAUACAGGCGUCCAGGAAUGUUUUGGACGAUCCAACGAGUACCAGCUCAACGAUAGCGCCAAAUAUUUCCUGGACGAUUUGGAUCGUUUGUGCAAGAAGGACUACAUGCCAACAGAACAAGAUAUUCUGAGAACGCGAGUGAAAACCACCGGCAUAGUAGAAGUUCAUUUCUCAUUCAAGAAUUUAAAUUUCAAGCUGUUUGAUGUAGGUGGUCAGCGAUCUGAAAGGAAGAAAUGGAUCCAUUGUUUCGAAGAUGUGACAGCGAUCAUCUUCUGUGUUGCUAUGAGCGAGUAUGAUCAAGUUUUACAUGAGGAUGAGACCACUAAUCGCAUGCAAGAAAGUUUGAAGCUCUUUGAUUCCAUUUGUAACAACAAGUGGUUCACAGACACUUCGAUCAUUCUCUUCCUCAACAAAAAAGAUCUCUUCGAAGAAAAGAUUCGGAAGUCGCCUCUCACCAUUUGUUUUCCCGAAUAUACCGGUGCUCAGGAGUACGGCGAGGCGGCGGCCUACAUUCAGGCUCAAUUCGAAGCAAAGAACAAAUCUACAACAAAGGAAAUCUACUGCCACAUGACAUGCGCCACAGACACAACCAACAUUCAGUUUGUGUUCGACGCUGUCACUGACGUCAUUAUUGCCAACAACCUCAGAGGAUGUGGCCUCUAUUGAAUUCCUUUAUUUGCUCAUCCCUUUCGUUUUUCUAUUGCUUGUCUCAAACACCCUAAAAUCGAUACCCCCUGCCCCACAGAGCGGUCGCUGACAAAAAAAAAUCAUGAAACGCAUAGCACCUCACUGAAAAAAAAAACAAUUAAAAACGAAGCCGCUGAGCUGUCUUUUUGUUCUGGUCUCUCUUAAGAUGCUUCGAGUGAGGAAAAAUUAUGAUUUUCCGUGUCAUCCCCGCCCCCCACUGAACUGCUAAAUAUGCGCAAUCCAAUAUGUUAACUGGAUUUAAUCGCCUUUCAGUGUAUUUCGUUCGUUGCACAAUGUGGAUUUUGUAAUCUUUUGGCUUAUUGCCCUAAAUAUAUCACUUUCUCACGUUCCCUUGUCUGAAAAAAAAAUAAGCCCACAUGAUGAAUUCGAAGUUUUUUAAUACUUGCCUAUUCGAAUAACUAGUGCACAAUUCCCAUAUUACCACCAUUAAAUUACUACGAUUCGAUGAAAGCUUUUUGAUUUAUUUAAAAAUAUCGAUUUCAUCGAAUAAAGGAUAUGAAGCCCACAGUUCUGUUUUCUGUGGCUUUAUGUACCCUUAAAUAAUACUUGCGUAAUACAUAUUAUAAACCAGCAUAAUACAUAUUAUAAACUUGCGUACUACAUAUUAACAAACCAAACCAAGACGAGCGGUAAUUGCUCAGUCACAAUUUUUUCCCCCUAUUCCCCCUUGUUGAUAAAUAUUAAAGAUGGAGUAUGCAAUGUUUACAACCAUUCUAUAUAUAUAUACAUACAUAUAUAUAACGAGGAACAUGAAAGCUUAUUUAUUUAAAAUUUUGAAAAAAAAGAUAAACAGCUGUAAUUGCAUUUAAUAUUUAUCUCUUCCGGGCAAUGCGAAUGAUGGCUUAGAAUGACCAAACGAAAGCUUAGGGUAAAGAUUAUGGAGCACAAACUGCUACAACAUAAAGGCAAAAUGAAUCGCUUUAACGCGUUUGAGUUGUUAUUACAAAAAGACUCUACCACAGGUUAUGAGCCCCAGACCUGUGGUGUGACUUUUUGUGGAUUGGUGCAUGGUACACGUGGAUGGUGCGACUUUUUUCUUUGGAAAGCCACAAAGCAUAUUUCACUAUUUGUACGUUCAUCCAAAUGUUUGUUUGUUGUAUUCAAGAAUUGAUGAUGACGAUGAUGCUAAUAUUUCGUGUAGUGGCGAUGCAUUUUUGCUAUGCAUUGUCUGUUUUUAUUUGUUUCACUCUGUUUCAUUUUGUGGACAUUGUGUAUUAUAUAUAUAUGUAUUUACCAUGGAAGAUCUAGUUUUCAGUAGGUGCCACCACAGCAAUUGGUGGCCACAACGUUUAAUAGAAUGAAAGAAAGCUGACACGGAAACCUGUGCCGUUUCCUCCAACGAGCGUGAUAAUGGAUGUGUGUGGUGCGGACUUAGAGCUCCAACUGUGCUAUUGUGACGUCAACUUACCGCACUGGAAGACACUGCAAUAGAAACUCGUGAUUAGUGGAAACGAUGGCUUUUUAAUAACCUACAGCAAUUCUUCAUGAAGUCAAAGGACAUUAACGCACCCACCAGCGCUUUGAGCCACACAGUUACGAUUCAGAACAUUUCUGAACUUGAUAAACAAACUAAUGGCGGAUGAAGAUGAUGAUGAUGAUCAAGAAGAUGAUGAUAAUGUUGUUGUAUUAACGUAUAUCUAUGUAUUGUCCUUUUGAAUGAUAUACCAAUUUUAUGUUCAUGUAAUGAAGGUAUCUCCUGAUGCAUCGGUGGAUAUCUUAGGUUCUUUUUGUUCUUAUUUCUGUUUUCAGCUCAGUUCAUGUUGGUUUUAAUAAGAAUUUAAACCAUUGUUGGAUUGAAUAAAAUCCAAUACUUGUGUCAAA